CCCAUUAUGGCAGCACAUGUUACAAGGGCAGAAUUUCUUUAGCAACUUCCCACAAUGCUCCUGACCCUGAAGAACACUGGCCAGUUACUGGUCGCUGCUUGCUCUAAGGUGGCUCGAUCCUUGGCAAAGUACCACCCCAGGGUAAAUCAUCACAGACACUGUGUUUGGUGCAGUAAAAGGGGUCUGACAACAGGAGGCACUGCCCAGAAGCAGGACAUUCUUUUUCAUUUGUGCCAGCAGAGACAUUUCCUAUCUGGUGAAACAUUGACCUGCACAUCACUUGUGCAAGGGUGCCACAAUUUGGGGCCUCUGGGAGUGGAACUGAAGCGCAACUUGGUUGCUCAGUGGUGGAACUCUGUGGUUGUAUACAGGGAGCAGGUUUUAGGUAUUGAUACUCUGCAUCACCUGUCAACACCAUCCAGUGCCCCAGAGAAACCACUGCUGGCCAUAUGUACUCAGCAUUUAAAGGAACUCCCCAGAGACCAACUUGUCAAGUGGCUGGAAGAUCCUGCAGGGAAGCUUGAGUUUCUGCGCCAUGAGCUACUUUAUGGAGCUCUGCUGGAAUAUGUCCCCUCUAUGGAAUUGCUGAAUAAAAAGAUGCCAUUUGGCCUCGCAGAGAUUGGGAAAUGCUUUCACUCUAUUCCAGAAGAGAGAAAUAAGGGCACAAUUCUCCCCAGAAUAGGAGAGAGGACAGUGGCUUCCCUUGUCUGGUUCAGUUCCCCAAAAUCCUCAGGGCAGUGGCAGGAUUACUGGCUCAGACAGCGACUCCAGUGGUGGCAGAAGUUUGCUCAGAGCCCAUCAGGUUUCAGCUGUAAUGACAUUCAGGAUGGGCAGGGAAGAAAGAGCUCCUUGAUUCAGUAUGAGUUCCCCUGGGGAAGGGAGACCAUUGAGACCCUCUGCAAUAUGGAUGACUCUGCCCUCUUCCAGAUGCAUCCUGGGUGCACAACCAAACUUCAGGCCAGAGAUGGGCGGAAGUCAGUCGUGCCACAUGUAGUCUGGGUGAGUGGAGACCUAGACAGAGGGAUUCUUGCCUACCUCUCAGAUGCCCUGCAGCAGACGGAGGCCCCCGCUGUGCGUGGCCAGUACCAUCAAAGAGAGGUCCUGAAGCUGCACCCCACCUUGGCGCCUAUUAAAGUAGCUGUGGAUAUGGGGAAAGGUCCCACCGGUGAAUUAAGGCUGGUAUGCCAAGGACUAUCCAGUGAGCUGCGGGAACAAGGAGUGUAUGUGUGGCCCGGCUACCAGGAAACCCUGCAUGGCUCCUUGGAACAGCUCUAUACAAAGUAUGACAAGAUGGGUGUCCUAUUCACAGUACUGGUGAGUGAGUCCACGCUGGAGAAUGGUUUGCUACAGGUGCGCAGCAGAGAUACCACCCUAAAGGAGACGAUUCAUGUAUCCAAGGUGAAGGAUUUCCUGGUGAGGUACAUUGCAGCUGCAGGAAACCUGUAAUGGGCACAAUAAAGAAGAAUUUCUUUUUUUGUAA
Xenopus laevis (African clawed frog) is the source of this 1480-nucleotide messenger RNA. It is a transcript of the gene polg2.L, whose product is annotated as polymerase (DNA directed), gamma 2, accessory subunit L homeolog. The record is from RefSeq and is marked provisional. The transcript is spliced from 9 exons. Lineage: Eukaryota; Metazoa; Chordata; Amphibia; Anura; Pipidae. Bases 55 to 1446 code for a protein of 463 amino acids. Gene Ontology annotation, cellular component: mitochondrion; cytoplasm. Gene Ontology annotation, biological process: mitochondrial DNA replication.